CUUUUCUGCCGCUAGAAGAAAGACAGUGUUGCUUUCGACUUUGAGUCCUGGGGCUUUGGGUUCAGAUUCACUUGAUUUUUGUUGUUUGAUUAUAUUCGGAUCGUUUGGAUUUAACUGAUAUUGUUUCAUCAUGGCGCAAAACGCCGUGGGAAGGCUCUUUCGUAGCCAGCAGUCUGCUACUACGACGCUUCGUCAAUCCGUUGGCUCGAUUACACAGACACGCGGGAUCUCUAGACAUGCCGUCCCAACCUUCACUCCCACCUCCUCCCCCGAGCUGGACCAAGCCCUGACUCGCUUCCGCGAAGAGCUCUUCAUACCCUUCGGACUCGGCCAACAGCAACGCCGUCUCAUGUUCCGUCAGAAAUACGCCGACCAGCUGGAACAAGAGCCCGUGACAGCCAACCUCGGCGAGGAAGAGUUCCUCCUCCGACCGAUGGACCCGCAAUCGCGCCCCACGAAGAAGGAAGCCGUCGAAGUCAUCUCCAUGAUGAAGAACACCACAGACUGGAAGAACCUUGUUCCGUUGCUCUCGGGGCUCCGGAUGUCGAAUCGGCUGGUGAAGUCGGGCCGACUGGAGUGGAUUGUGCGGAAGGCGGCGGAGGCGAAUGCACUGGGGGUUGUGUUGGAGUGCGCGAAGCAGGUGGAGCGGACGGGGCUGCGGUUGAAUGAUGUUGGGUUUGUGCAGCGGUUGUUCUUCGAAUUGCAUCGGAAGGCGCAGAAGGCGGAGUUCCAGGGACCCGAGGUUGCGAAGGCGUUGUCGAUUGCGACGCAGCUGGUUGGGUUGAUGGAGCGGCCGGGUCAUGUGGAGCAUGAUGUGAUGAAGGAUCCGAAGAGGAGGCCGUUUGUUAUUGGAACGUUGUUGGAGUUGAGUGCCGCGAGGGCGUUGAGUGAGUUUGGGGGCAAGGAUGUGGAUGGGAAUGUUCGGAUUUACAGUCAGCGGUUGUUGGGGAGCUGGUCGUUGGGCAACUUCAAUUCUGAGACGGCGGAUUGGGUUUCUGUGGAUAAGAUGCUGCAGGAGAAUAUCCCUAUUUAUAACGGGAUGAAGCUGGCUCUGCAGGUGCAUGGCAUUCUGAACGAGAAAGCGGUGGCUCCGGCAAUGAAGAACCGUCUCAAUGAGCUGAACCAGUUGUUCACCAAUCAGCUCAAGAGUGUCCCGGAGAAGGUCCAGCAGAAGCCUACCGUGGGUCUUGUGCAGGCUCAGCUCUUGUACCAGGGCUAGAUUAGGGGAUGGAUCGGAUUAUGAACUGUAUAUUACCAUUUUGGAUCGUUCGGAGCUCUAUCUGUGUUUGAAAAUAGAUGCAAUUUCUUUUCAUUAACCGGAUAUGAAACUAAGCUAUGCGCUAUAUCCAACUGACAUGAUGCAAGUGAUAUGAAAUGAUUUUGGUUCUGUGGGCAAUGAAAGGGAAGAAAAGAAUCCCGGAAUAAACGCUCAAACGCAUUGUGUGCUCGAUAAGUGGAUUACAGGAGCUCGAAUGUGUUGUCAUCGCGGAUGCGAGCUCGUCCUGCCAGGGCGGUCUUGCCAGAGAUGACAGAAGGGCCGGAUACAGUGAUCUGAGAUGGUCAGCGGAUGAGAAAAUCCGAGUGGAAUCACGACUUACCUGUCCCUCUUCGUUGGUCGCAUCUUUUGGCACGCCAGUCAACACAACUUC
Molecule: messenger RNA, 1649 nt
Organism: Aspergillus sclerotioniger CBS 115572
Lineage: Eukaryota; Fungi; Ascomycota; Eurotiomycetes; Eurotiales; Aspergillaceae
Exons: 2
Coding region: 131-1219 (362 amino acids)
Source: RefSeq, a predicted model, not a curated record